GCCGCCAUGAUGCUGCACCUGAUCCUACUCAUCACUGCUGUCUGCACCACCGUCUGUAGAACAUCGCAGGACACAAAGCACCAGAUGCUGUGUAAAAUCAGGGAAUCAUGCCAGGACACUGAAUUUCUGUCUCGUGAGAUCGAGGACCAAACUGACAACGACAGUCCCGAGAAGCCAGACAAUGUGGACAGCCAGACAGCCCACACCGACCCGGCUCCACCGGCCUUAAGCAAGCGCGGAAAUUACUUUUCCGACUGUUCUGAGAUUCACACAGCCCAAACUCUGUAUCAUACCGUGUCUAGUGGUGUACACAAAAUAUUGCCUGUAGGUCUGUCCAGCCCGAUCUCUGUAUACUGUGAUCAGACCACAGAUGGGGGAGGGUGGACGGUCAUACAGAGGAGGUUUGACGGGUCUGUCGACUUUAACCGUCCUUAUGGCGACUUUAAGUACGGGUUUGGGUCAGCCAACGGGGAGCAUUGGCUAGGUUUGGAGAACAUGUACCGUUUAACCAAUCAGCACACGUAUACGCUGAACGUACAGUUGGAAGAUUGGAAUAGUGUGGUCAAGUACGCAAAGUAUUCGUCAUUCUCGGUGGGGAGUAGUUCCAACUAUCGUCUUUCUGUUAGUGGGUACAGUGGGAACGCUGGGGAUGGGCUCUCCUACCAUUCGGGCCAGGCCUUCAGUGCUAGGGAUGUAGACCGUGAUACAUGGUCCAGCGGGUCCUGUGCUGGUGGUCGCAGUGACUACACGGGAGGGUGGUGGUACAAGUCCUGCGCUUAUUCUGCCCUGAACGGCCCGUACCUCCGCCUCUCUGACCGUACCGGUAACAGUGGCUAUGGUAUCUCUUGGUACUAUUUUCGAGGCUCCUAUUCGCACUAUCUGAAAAAGUCCAAAAUGAUGGUCCGUCCGGCCAACUUCAAAACGUAAGUUGCCGGACACUAACCCAGCUGACAGGUCGAGGAUUCAAAUUGUUUGAUAAAAACCAUAAUCCAGCACUCACUCUGUAUCCAUUUUCUUUAAAUAGGUCAAAUCUUUCAAGUUACUUAUUUGGUUACCUCGGACUCUCGAUACAGGAAAUUUACACAUACAUACAUACAUACACGCAUGCAUACAUACAUAGUUUACAUACAUACAUACAUACAUACAUAAUACUCGGAGAGUUGAAGCAUCUAUAUAGUUCAGCUUCCAGCGUUUUCUAUCGUACAUCAUUUCCGUAAUAAGUUCUUUUCCAUACCAGUCUCUAACCCAAUAAUGUCAUUUAGUGUAGACUGUAGAGUUUGGACGACCUCUUCUCAUCUUCCGGAGACCAAAUAAGCGGUUUCCACCCGGUUCGCCAUGCCUAGUAACAUGGCCGGCUAGACUUAACCUACGUCGCUUGACUACUGUAGAGAUUGGUGGAAGGGAGCCGUAGAGUUGUUUAUUAUUUGUAGAUUUCCACCAAGGUUUGUUCUGUAUGAACUGUAGCAUCUUUGAUAAAGGUACCAUCCAGUUUUCUGACCUGUGAAGCAUUCAUACUCCACGACUCGCAGCCGUAUAACAACAUUGAAACAACAAAGGCUUGAAACACUUUGGUUUUUGUUUCCUCCCUGACCCGUGAUUUUCAGACUCUUUUGAGAGAACGUAUGGCACUCCAAGCCUGACUAAUUCUAACCUCCAUUUCCUGUUUGAAAUCUUUACCCCCCCCCCAAAUAUCUGACGUCAGUGACCCUUUCAAUUGUAGAUCCGUCAGAAGUAUAGAGUUGUUCCGAGGAUUUGGGAUUUAAAUGGAUGGAUUUAGUUUUUGAUGCAUUGAAAUACAGCACAAUGGUUUGACAUGCAGUUUUGACUCUGUAGAGCAGGUCUUGUACAAGUUGUAUUGUGUCCUUGAGAAGACCAAUAUCAUCCGCAAAAUCAAGGUUAAGGAGGGUCUCUACCGGGUAGCGACUACUACGACGGUGAUGCAGGGUGAGACCAUCAGU
This is a messenger RNA of Branchiostoma belcheri (Belcher's lancelet), 1958 nucleotides long. Its product is annotated as microfibril-associated glycoprotein 4-like. The record is from RefSeq and is a predicted model, not a curated record. Lineage: Eukaryota; Metazoa; Chordata; Leptocardii; Amphioxiformes; Branchiostomatidae. The transcript is spliced from 2 exons. The coding region runs from base 7 to 927 and encodes 306 amino acids.